GGCCAACCAAUUUUCCUCUGACAAACCCGGAAGUUGUUUGUCUGUCUCCCUCUGGCUGGAAGCAGGCAGGCGACCAGCUCCUGCGACUGUAACCUCUCCAUUUUGUUGGAUAAAGUCCGCUUCAGCCACUGAGCUCACCAUCUCCCCAGGUGGGAGUGUUAUUAAGGUGUGUGCAUGUGUGUGUGGAUUGAGUCUCUUUUGGGGUGAUGUACUGUACGUACCAGGAUCGGAAGGAGUUGGAGGAUGAUCUCUAUCAAGAGGAUGAAAGGGACUCUGAGGGGUCAGAGGUUAACAGCGAGCUGGAGUUCCACCUCUACAGCCAGCUCCACUACUCUUCUAAUGCUGGUGUGUUAGAGGAGCAGGAGGAUAGAGGAGGAGAAGAGGCAGAGGGCCAGAACAGCCAGCAGCUUGAGGUGCCUGAGAAGACUGUAGAUGUUGACGGGGAACAGGAACAGACUGGAGGAAGUAGGACUUCGUCACCUAAUUUGAGCGAGUUACUGCAGCACCUGAAGUACAAAAAGAAGGGAGAGAAACCAGAUAAACAGAGGCAGGGAAAAGGUGACCAUAAAGGUCAGAGGUCUUUGUCGUCAUCACUUUUUGAGGAGGUCAUUGUGAUUGACUCCAGCCCUGAUGUCAUCUCCAUCUCUGAUGAUGACACUACCGAUGAGGAUAAAGGAGUCUGCGCAUUAAAGGGUCGAGGCUUAAACCAGCGGCAGACUUCUACCCCAGCCCAACAGGGAACUGAGAAAAGGAGUGUCCGUGUGCCAGUGACUGUGGACUCCAGCAGCUCCGAGUCUGAUUCAGAUCAGUCGGAGUCAAAGUCUGAUAUGUCAGAUUCUUCCGAUUCUGAUGGUCUGGAGAACUGGAUGAUCCUGGGUCGAGGAAACCAAGAUGGAGACCAGUCCAUCUCACUCAACCUGAAGGGAGGGUCUGACAACAACACAGAUGUUGAAGAAGAAGUAGGCAGCUGGUUGGUUUCUGCCAAGGACAAGGAGGCUCGGAUCUAUAACAAAGACAAGGGUGCCAGGACAACGGUGUCUAACAGAUACUAUACUAACAAGAACGUCCAGUGUAGAAACUGCAACAAGAACGGACAUCUCUCCAAGAACUGCCCUGAGCCCAAAAAGUUGCCGCCCUGCUUCCUUUGUGGCAACCCAGGCCACCUGAUCAGUGGAUGUCCCAAUAAGCACUGCAACAACUGCGGCUUGCCUGGGCACCUCUACAAUUCUUGCAGCGAGCGAGCAUACUGGCGCAAACAGUGCGAACGCUGCUGCAUGACCGGGCACUUCGCUGAAGCUUGUCCAGAGAUCUGGAGACAGUAUCACAACACGACUAAGGAAGGUCCUCCUGUAAAGCAGCAACGAAAAGAACACCAGAGUCGACACCAUUCCUUCUGCUACAACUGCUCCAGGAAAGGACACUAUGGCCAUGCGUGUAAACUGCAGAGGAUGUUCAAUGGGACGUAUCCCAGCACCCCUUUAAUUAACCACUAUGACACUGCAAAGGACAUCAAAUGCAGACAAGACUGGAUGAAGUCGAAGGCUAAAGAACUGAAGAAAAAUGGCUUUUUACCUGCCUGUUCGCAGACCCGUCACACUCCAGGACCUCCAAAGAAGAAACAGAAACUCAGCAAUCACAAAAGUAACCCCCAGCCUUACCAUACACCUCACCAAAGCUCAAGCAAGACUACCCCCAAAUCCAGCCAUAUCUUUUUUAAUGACGACGAUGGCAUUGGGGCUGCUGCACCCAAAACGAGUAAGAACAAUAAGCACAAACAACAGAAAGGCCCUAGCAAUGUGAAACCGUGGAAACCCAAGAGACCGGUGCCCACCUCGAAAGAGCCUCUCCCACCAACUAAACUCAUUUUGGAUGAAGCAGAUGACUUUCCCAGAGGUGGGGGUAAAGGAAAGGAUGUAGUGAAGAAGAGGAAUAGGUUGAAGAAAACAAAGCAAGUUCCUUUAGCACAACCAGAAGGACACAAAAAAAGCAGACCAGACCGUCUCUGUUGGACUGUUACUGGAGAGAUGCAAGGGUCAGCGUCGAAGCAAGAGAAAGGAAAGAGGAAAAAGAGAAAUCGAGCCCGGAGGAGCGCUGACAAAAAGGAUUCUGCACAGUUGUACCCAACAGAUGAGAACCUGUUUAUCAUCAAACAGAAGAAGAAACGCAACAGAUAUGAGUCUUUUUGAGGUGUAGAUGUCAUGGUCUACCAGGGCAGGGAUCUUCAUGACCAGUACAUAUAGUAUGUCCUCAGGACAUUUAGGGACCUGGCAGACAUUCUGUUGACUCAGCUGCUUGAUGAGGUGCACAGGCCUUUUUUUUAUUAAACAGAAGACGUUUUGACAUGUCACAGAAGGAAAAGCACAUAAAUAAUAAAUGGCUGAAUUUAUCUGCUUCAGUUUCAUAGUCCUGGUAUUGUGCAUCCUGACUCAUUGUCACACUGUCAGGGCUUAAUGGGACACUUAAAUAGAACAAAGCCAUAGGUUCACUAUUUUUGAAGUCUGUCUUAAAGGUAUAAAAUGCAGUAUUUCACAAAAACUGUAUGAACUUAUACAAAAAUAAUCCCUCUCAAACAUCAAUUGUGACCCCUCUGUGGCAACCCUGCCCUCUGCCUGUGGUUUAUUCCUUAUUUUUCUGCAUGCGGGACAUUUAUAGGCGUCAGCUAACAGCCUUUGGGCCCCAGCUGAAUGUGGAACCUCCAGCCAGUAACCUCGGCAUCUCGAACCAACGCAAAAGUUUAACCAACACAGACAAACAGGAUGAAGCUCUGCAUUCACACAAAAUCUGGUAUAAUGGUACCUUCCCGCAGAGGUGUGGGUGUGUUUUAUUGUGCUCCAAAACGUUAAAACAAUCAGU
Etheostoma cragini (Arkansas darter) is the source of this 2853-nucleotide messenger RNA. RefSeq names its product zinc finger, CCHC domain containing 7 (gene zcchc7). Gene Ontology annotation, molecular function: nucleic acid binding; zinc ion binding. The record is from RefSeq and is a predicted model, not a curated record. NCBI's taxonomy places the organism in Eukaryota, Metazoa, Chordata, Actinopteri, Perciformes, Percidae. Bases 207 to 2186 code for a protein of 659 amino acids. The transcript is spliced from 10 exons.